Molecule: messenger RNA, 3073 nt
Organism: Exaiptasia diaphana
Lineage: Eukaryota; Metazoa; Cnidaria; Anthozoa; Actiniaria; Aiptasiidae
Product: zinc finger protein 184
Exons: 2
Coding region: 1-2937 (978 amino acids)
Cellular component (GO): nucleus
Source: RefSeq, a predicted model, not a curated record
AUGGAACAGAUCUAUAACAUGGACACUGACGCAACAUUUAGUAAUACCCUGAUUGACAGCUGUCAUGCUAUUGUUAACUUGGAUCAGAAUGUCAUAGCUGUCUGCUCAAACACAGGGGAACUGAAAACACAUGAAAAACCAAGCAGAMAAUUUAGAARUACAUAYUCAGAGAAAAAGYAUGAUUCCACUSUACAGAAUGAASRAUUUUAUCAUKCAACAAAGGAGAAUUCCUUAGAAAYAGAUGCARUGUCAACACUAGCGUCUUUACASCAGCACCCUUCUCAUCUWAACCAACACUGUUAUAAUGCAACACAACGAACUUCCUUUGUAACAGCAACAGASACUUCUGCCACUCAAGGUGKUGAKUUACAAAGCAACUCCUGUUAUACAAACCAUUACAAUGAUAAAGCAAUGGAUGGAGCUUACUUAGAAACACCACUAGAGACRUCWACCACACCAUUGGCUUUAGGUCAACACUCUUAUGAUACCAACUCAAGUUCCGCAAAUUGCUCAGCAGUUGUGACACAGCCUCAGCRCAGACCAUCUGUAAUAGUUGUUUGUCCAAAAACAGGGGAAGUWAGACAGCAAGUCAUUGCUACUACUGACGAUGAAAUCAAACCUAGAAUUACAAACAGCCAGGAAGAAUUAGAAGAGCAMUCUUKUGUGUCUGGUAAUUUUCCAGUUGUUGGUCCUGAAUUUAGAGAAAGUUGUGGGGGUUUUAGUGGCACUUCUAGUUCUAAAGGAAUUGAGGAUCAAGAUUACAGUGAUUCUGAAGAAUCCAGCUGYRAUGAUAACUUGGUUGUAGAUGAGGAAGUUUCUAACAAAGUACAACGUGGGCUGUUGUGCACAACAUGCGGCGAGUCAUUCCGUUAUUUUGACAUGUACGAAAGGCACAAAUGCAUCGAUACUAGCAAGAAACAAUUCUGCGAACUUUGUGACUUCACGUACUCGACAAACAAAGAAUACAAYAUCCAUUUAAAGGAUCAUAUAAGCUCUUCUACAUCUCUCGAAUGUCCCUUAUGUAUGAAGACAUUCAAAAGGCGACCUUAUCUUAUGGUCCACCUACGGUCGCAUUCAAAACACAGGCUUUAYGAGUGCCCGUUUUGUGAUAAAGACUUUAUCCAUUUUAACCAGUUCAGAAUCCACGAGAGCUCUCACUCGGGCGUCAAACCGUACAAAUGUGGUGUGUGUGAGAGGACUUUUACACGAUCAAGAGAUUGUAAAAGGCACGAAGAACUGAACCAUAGUGGUCGWAAGACGUGUUCUUUGGUUUGUACAGUUUGCAGCGCAAAGUUUAAUCGUUUAGACGAGUUUGAAAGCCAUAAGUGUAAACAAAAAAGUAGAAAGAAGAAGACUUAUCAGUGCAAAGACUGCAACAUCACCUUUAAAGUUUUAAAGAAAUUUGAAGAGCAUGUGAAGUCUCACAAACGUUUCACAUGUAUGUACUGUUCAAUAUCCCUUYCUAGUCACGUGGAGUUGAAAGAUCAUGAAGCAACACAUUUGGGUAAUGACAAACCCUAUAACUGCAAGUWCUGUCCAAAAACAUUUAAACAACGAAGUCAUGUCAAUGAACAUGAGCGUAUACACACUGGGAACAGGYCGUUUAAAUGUACCCGRUGUGACAAAACUUUUGUACARAAGAGUCAUCUAACAAAUCAUGWGAAUGGSCAUUUGGGUAAAAGGCCUUAUAAAUGUUCCUUUUGUGAUAGUACCUAUAAACAGUUAGUGCACCUGAAAGAGCACGAACGAAGCCAUGCAGGGACGAGUCUGUUCAAAUGUCGAUGGUGUCAGAAGCCAUUUUUGAGCGCGUUUACUUUGAAAAAUCACGAGAAAUUGCAUGAAGAUGAACAACAGCCUUCAAAGCGCAAAGCACUUGAUCACAGUGGAUUAAUAAGUGUAGAAGACAAUUCAUCCUUGGAAGAUUUGAAAGUUCCCUGUUAUACAAAUAGUUCUGUACGUGGAGAGCUGUUUAGCGGAAAGCGCGUUUGUGUUCGAAGCAGCUCUUCAAAUCAAGAGAGUCAUUUCCUCGGGAAUGAUGCUGAUUCUGGUGCUAAGGAUGAAAAUUCUUCAGAAGUUGCUGAACAGAUCAAAUUUGAGAAUGUCGUUAACCACCAAGAAUAUUUACAAGAGGAAAAUGCAUCUAGUUUCUUAACAAAGACCACAGCUAGUCAUGAAAACUUUUUCGAAAUUGGGAAAGUAAUUAGCAGCGAUGACAAUUCAAAAGUCGAUAAGACCUCUUUUUCCAUCCAAAACCCUCCACCUCCACCAAGUKCCGAAGAAUCCUCUAAAAUCGACAGUAAAGAAGUACAACAACGAGAGAGCAAAACUAGCGAAAUUGGAGCAAGCACAAACGAGCGUCAAAUAGCGUCCUUUGUAAUUGAAAAUGYACCAACUAACUCGGAUGCCAUUCAUAAGUGUGAAUUCUGUCCAAGAGAGUUCGACAAGCUCGCCAACCUCAAAAGGCACUUAUACUUCUGUAAGUCCAAAAAAKCCAGAGAAGCAAACCGACAAAAGGAAGACAAACCUACUCAAGGCAUUGAAUGCRGUACCUGCAAAGAGACUUUUAUUUCGCCUCAACGUCUAAAGGAACACGAACUCAUUCAUGUAGAGGCAAAAUGGGCUUCACACACCACCCCUGCAAGUGAUGCCAAAGAUGAWCUGAAYCCCUCCCGAAAAUUUGAAUGCUCGUUCUGUAAUAAAUCAUUUCAUCAACGURKUCAUUUGAGAGARCAUGAGUUCAUUCAUAAAGGGCUAAAACCUCAUAAAUGUAGRUUCUGUGAAAAGAGUUUUGCCCAAGCUGGAAAUCUCAAGAMCCACGAGAGGAUUCACCUGGGAGAAAAGCGGUUUGUCUGUMGAUUCUGUGAUAAGUCGUUUAUUCGACGUAACUUUGCCCGGGAACACGAAGUCAGAAUGCAUAAUAGCCUUGCGCAUACGUGAUGUUUACGUAAUACUCCAAGGCCUUUGGUAUACUUUAUGUUAUAAAAACGUAAUACUCCGAUAUCGAGUUCUGGUUUGCUCUGUGUUAGCCUCAAAACCAAGCAACAUAUUCUUUUGUUCAUUGAUAGCCCGAGAA